Monodelphis domestica (gray short-tailed opossum) is the source of this 2491-nucleotide messenger RNA. RefSeq names its product coronin 2B (gene CORO2B). NCBI's taxonomy places the organism in Eukaryota, Metazoa, Chordata, Mammalia, Didelphimorphia, Didelphidae. The record is from RefSeq and is a predicted model, not a curated record. Gene Ontology annotation, molecular function: actin filament binding.
UUAGGGGCACAGGCAAAACCUCUCUGACUAUCAGCGCCCCGAGGUUGAGCUGGCGGAUCGCCGUAGCCUUUCCAAGCCGGGAAACAGUUUCUGAGAGGCCAGUUCUUCCAGGCUGCGAGCUCACUGCUGAUAUUUAGUUGCGCGCGACUCCCCCAACCACUAGCUUGCUUAGGAACAGAAGAUGCUAAGACCAAUAGGACCCUUGUUUCUAACCAUCAGGGGCCAGCAGGUGUCCCGGGCUCCGAAGGCUCCUCCUGGUCCCGAAAGAGUUAAGGCAUCAGGCCUUCUCUCGGCUAGUAGAGAGCGGAUUAGGAUUUCCUGGGACUGCCCAGCUAUCACUAUGGUUUAUUCUGUGUGUGUGUGCGCGCGCGUGCAUGUAUGCUCUUUCCCCUUUCUUCCCUCUUUGUAGUUUCCUAGGUUAUCCUUCUUUCUUCCUUUCUCCUGCCUCCCCCCCCCCCCAAACCCCCCCAGCCUGGGCCCUCUUUCUUUCUUCCUGUCUCGCCUUCCUGUGGCGAAGGAGGCUCAUCCAUUAUAAAUGCACAUACUGUACUGACAUCACCGCCGCUGCCAGAGCGAGCUGCGAGGACAGCUUAAUCAGAUUCCGAGGGGUGGUCCCUUCCCCCUCCCCCUCUCCUUCUCCUCCCCCGCUCUCCCUCCUCCCCCCUCCCCCAUCUUCCUCCCUCCCUCUCUGGCUCCGCUCCGCUCCCCUCCACUGUGCUCUGCGCUCUGAGCUCUCUGCCCGUAGCCACUGACACCACCGCGGAGCUCUCUGCGGGGCAGACACCGCCACAGCUCUACGCUCCUCUUCGCUCCGCUCGCUUCCUCAUUCGGGCCAACCUCCCGCAUCUGCGAGAGCGGCGGAGACAGGAGGGGGCGGAAAUCCAGAGCGAGCAGGAGCGCGCGAGGGAGAAGUGGGCUGCCCGUCCCCCAACCCGCUACCCCCUCCCUCUCUGCCACCCUUGGGCUUCGGGAAACCUUGGAGACUUCCCCCAGACUUUCUGCAUGACUGUCACAAAGAUGUCCUGGCGCCCGCAAUACCGAAGUUCGAAGUUCCGGAAUGUCUAUGGAAAGGUGGCCAACCGAGAGCACUGCUUUGAUGGGAUCCCCAUCACCAAGAACGUGCAUGACAACCACUUCUGUGCUGUCAACGCCAGGUUCCUUGCCAUCGUUACAGAGAGCGCAGGAGGCGGAUCCUUUCUUGUAAUCCCCCUGGAGCAGACAGGCAGGAUUGAGCCUAACUAUCCUAAAGUGUGUGGUCACCAGGGCAACGUGCUUGACAUCAAAUGGAAUCCCUUCAUUGACAACAUCAUUGCAUCCUGCUCAGAGGACACUUCAGUACGGAUAUGGGAAAUCCCCGAGGGUGGCUUGAAGCGGAACAUGACAGAGGCCAUCCUGGAACUCUAUGGACAUAGUCGGAGGGUGGGCCUUGUGGAGUGGCAUCCAACCACCAACAACAUCCUCUUCAGUGCUGGAUAUGACUACAAGGUUCUCAUCUGGAACCUGGAUAUUGGGGAGCCUGUGAAGAUGAUUGACUGUCACACAGAUGUGAUCCUCUGCAUGUCCUUCAACACGGAUGGCAGCCUGCUCUCCACCACCUGCAAAGACAAGAAGCUGAGAGUGAUUGAGCCCCGUUCCGGCCGAGUACUACAGGAGGCCAGUUGUAAGAAUCACAGAGUAAACCGGGUGGUAUUCCUUGGCAACAUGAAGAAGCUCCUCACCACAGGCGUUUCCAGAUGGAACACCAGGCAAAUUGCUCUCUGGGACCAGGAGGACCUAGCCAUGCCUCUCAUUGAAGAAGAGAUUGAUGGUCUUUCUGGACUCCUGUUUCCCUUCUAUGAUGCUGACACACACAUGCUGUAUUUGGCAGGAAAGGGGGAUGGGAACAUCAGAUACUACGAGAUUGGGUCAGAGAAGCCAUAUCUGAGUUACCUCAUGGAGUUUCGCUCCCCAGCCCCACAGAAAGGCCUGGGGGUGAUGCCCAAGCAUGGCCUGGAUGUAUCAGCUUGUGAAGUGUUCCGGUUCUACAAGUUGGUGACCCUGAAGGGCCUGAUUGAACCCAUCUCAAUGAUUGUGCCUCGGAGGUCAGAAUCUUACCAGGAAGACAUUUAUCCCAUGACCCCAGGAACGGAGCCAGCUCUGACCCCUGAUGAAUGGCUGGGAGGCAUCAAUCGAGAUCCAGUGCUGAUGUCUUUAAAAGAAGGCUAUAAGAAAUCUCCCAAAGUGGUGUUCAAGGCCCCAAUCAAAGAAAAGAAGAGUGUUGUGGUCAACGGAAUAGAUUUAUUAGAAAAUGUCCCACCCAGGACAGAAAAUGAGCUCCUCCGAAUGUUCUUCCGACAGCAGGACGAGAUUCGGAGAUUGAAAGACGAGCUCUCCCAGAAAGACAUCCGCAUUCGGCAGCUGCAGCUGGAACUCAAAAACUUACGGAACAACCCCAAGAACAAUUAGCUCCCCAAAGGCUCGUUUUCUAAAUAAACUCUCUGUUUAUACUUGC